AUGGCGGAGGCCGGGCCGCAGGCGCCGCCGCCCCCGGGCACCCCAAGCAGGCACGAGAAGAGCCUGGGACUUCUCACCACCAAGUUCGUGUCGCUUCUGCAGGAGGCCAAGGACGGCGUGCUUGACCUCAAGCUGGCAGCUGACACCCUAGCUGUGCGCCAGAAGCGGCGAAUUUAUGACAUUACUAAUGUACUGGAAGGUAUCGGGCUAAUCGAGAAGAAGUCCAAGAACAGCAUCCAGUGGAAGGGCGUGGGGCCUGGCUGCAAUACCCGGGAGAUUGCGGAUAAGCUGAUUGAACUCAAGGCGGAGAUCGAGGAGCUGCAGCAGCGGGAACAAGAACUGGACCAGCACAAGGUGUGGGUGCAGCAGAGCAUCCGAAACGUCACAGAGGACGUGCAGAACAGCUGCUUGGCCUACGUGACUCAUGAGGACAUCUGCAGAUGCUUUGCUGGAGACACCCUUCUGGCCAUCCGGGCCCCGUCAGGCACCAGCCUGGAGGUACCCAUCCCAGAGGGCCUCAGUGGGCAGAAGAAGUACCAGAUUCACCUGAAGAGUGUGAGUGGGCCCAUCGAGGUGCUGCUGGUAAACAAGGAGGCAUGGAGCUCGCCGCCUGUGGCUGUGCCUGUACCGCCCCCUGAAGAUCUGCUUCAGGGCCCCCCUGCUGUCUCUACUCCUCCGCCUCUGCCCAGGCCUGUCCUGGUCCAGCCUCAGGAAGCCUCACGCCCAAGCAGUCCCCAGCCUACCGCCCCUGCCCCUGUCUCCAGCGGUAUUGAGGCCCAGGGGGUGGCUGGCCCAGCUGUUGAGAGCACAGUGAGUUGUGGCCUUAGAACUGAUAGCAAAGACAGUAGUGAGCUCAGCUCACUCCCUCUGGGCCCCACAGCACUGGAUACCCGGCCGCUGCAGUCUUCUGCCCUGCUGGACAGCAGCAGCAAUAGCAGUUCCUCUGGACCCAGCCCUUCUACCUCCUUUGAGCCCGUCAAAGCAGACUCCACAGGUGUUUUGGAACUCCCCAAAGAGCUGUCAGAAAUCUUCGAUCCUACACGAGAGUGCAUGAGCUCAGAGCUGCUGGAGGAGCUGAUGUCCUCAGAAGUGUUUGCCCCUCUCCUCCGUCUUUCUCCACCCCCCGGAGACCAUGAUUACAUCUACAACCUGGAUGAGAGUGAAGGUGUCUGUGACCUCUUUGACGUGCCUGUUCUCAACCUCUGA
Orycteropus afer afer is the source of this 1206-nucleotide messenger RNA. It is a transcript of the gene E2F4, whose product is annotated as E2F transcription factor 4. Gene Ontology annotation, cellular component: RNA polymerase II transcription regulator complex. Gene Ontology annotation, molecular function: RNA polymerase II cis-regulatory region sequence-specific DNA binding; DNA-binding transcription factor activity, RNA polymerase II-specific; protein dimerization activity. Gene Ontology annotation, biological process: regulation of transcription by RNA polymerase II. The record is from RefSeq and is a predicted model, not a curated record. NCBI's taxonomy places the organism in Eukaryota, Metazoa, Chordata, Mammalia, Tubulidentata, Orycteropodidae. The transcript is spliced from 10 exons. The coding region runs from base 1 to 1206 and encodes 401 amino acids.